AUGGCAGCUAUUACUGCUGUCCAAAUCUGCCGAACCUGGGGUUUUGAUAGCACGUUGUUUGUGGGUGAUGCACAGCUGGUAGUGGAAGCAGUUCAGCAGGGGGCGCGAGGUUGGAGUAGGCGGCACCCUCUUCUCGAAGACCUUCACCAUCAUCUGCGUGAAUUGUCACACUGGAAGAUAGCUUACAGUGGAAGGGAGGCCAAUCGGCCAGCACAUGAGCUUGCAAGAAUGGCAACUAAAAGUGUAAUGGAUGCUAUGUGGGUUGUUGACCCUCCUCUCUGUAUUCAGAACCUUCUGUUAAAUCAGUUACCUGUCUGCAUGCUUAAUUUGUUCGUAAUGAUAAGCCAUAGAAGAAAAAUCAACUGUAGUAUAUUGUCUGCAAGUUGGUUGCUGUCUUCCAUCUUGUUCUUGUACAUAUUCUUCUUGUUUUCCUGUCGUGUGGAUUAUUGCUAUGCCACAGAUACUUUAAAGAAGGGCGAGUGGAUUACUGACGAUGGAAAUCAAACAACCCUUGUCUCCAGUGGCGGAACGUUUGAACUGGGAUUCUUUACCCCUAUCAACAGCUCUAGCCACAAUAGAUACUUUGGGAUUUGGUAUCACAAAUGGGAUCAACAAACAGUUGUAUGGGUUGCCAACCGAGCCGACCCAAUACUUAACGGUUCCACUGGAACUUUUGGAAUCGCAGAAGAUGGCAACCUCAAGGUAUUGGAUACCACUGGAAAACAAGAUUAUUGGUCUGUGGAUUUUGGUUCCUCGUCUACAAAUCGGACUGUGAAGCUCAUGGAUUCUGGAAACCUAGUCUUUAGCGAUGAAGAUGAUCAAUCGGCGACGAGUCUAUGGGAGAGCUUCCAAAAUCCAACUGAUACAGUUCUUCCAGGUAUGAACAUCUCUGAAUUCCUGUCAUUGACUUCAUGGAAAAGCGAUGGUGACCCGGGAUUUGGGCAGUUCAUGUUUAAUCGAAAUCUAGAAGUGAUUGGGGGGGGGGUGCAUUUCGUGGCUACGUUUACGUUAUCUCAAAAGAUCGUGACACAGGAGUGGAUUACUGGAGAAGUAGUUGGAUACGAGGCAGCUCAGAUAAAAUGCCCGAUGACAUAUAUAACUUGUUAUCAAAUAGGAGCAAUCGCGGGAAUUUUAGUUACGAAAGGAUAGUGAUGAGUUAUACGGGGGAAUUACAGUACUAUCGGAGCUCGGGUGUGGACCAGCUGGGAAAUUGGUCUUUGAUUUGGAGAAAGCCGGAAGACAAAUAUUGUAGCAUUUACAAUUUUUGUGGGAAUUUCGGCAGCUGCAAUAUUAACAAUAGGCCACUCGUAUGCAAAUGUUUACCCGGGUUCCACCCUAAUUUCCCUAAAGAUUGGGAUAAUUCUCGAGAUUUUUCUGGUGGGUGCACAAGAAAUUCGAGAUUAUUUGACGAAAGAGACAUGUUCUUGAGCUUAAAUAUGAUGAAAGUGAGCAACGAAGACUAUUAUGUAGCGGUUCCGAAUGAUACAACAUGCAGAAGGCUGUGCCUUAACAACAACCAGUGCCAGGCUUAUUCAAGUCCGCACCCAGUAUGCAUUAUUUGGACUUCGGAUCUAAGUGAUCUUCAAGAGGAGUACAUAGG
Molecule: messenger RNA, 1600 nt
Organism: Corylus avellana
Lineage: Eukaryota; Viridiplantae; Streptophyta; Magnoliopsida; Fagales; Betulaceae
Source: RefSeq, a predicted model, not a curated record